Aureobasidium musti is the source of this 1725-nucleotide messenger RNA. Lineage: Eukaryota; Fungi; Ascomycota; Dothideomycetes; Dothideales; Saccotheciaceae. The record is from the annotation of a GenBank genome assembly.
AUGGCCGCCAACAACAGAACCGCUGGUGGAAACGCCGCCUUCCACAACUUCAACAAUGACUUCGCUCACAUCGAAGACCCUAACGAGCGUCGCAGACUCGCUCUUGCCGAGAUUGACAAGGCUCCCUUCGGCUGGUACCACGUUCGCGCCAUCAUCGUCGCCGGUAUUGGUUUCUUCACUGAUGCCUACGAUAUCUUCGCCAUCGGUCUCGUCACCAACAUGCUUGGUGUUGUCUACUGGCAAGACGCCAAGAAGAACCCUGGCAAGAUCCCCCAGACUGCCGACACUGCCAUCAAGGUUGCUACCUCUGGUGGUACCGUCAUCGGUCAGGUUGGGUUUGGUUACCUUGCCGAUGUUGUUGGUCGUAAGAAGAUGUACGGUCUCGAACUCAUAAUCAUCAUUUUCGCAACCAUCGCUCAGGCUCUCUCCUCGCACUCUCCCGCUAUCUCGAUUGUCGGCAUUAUCAUCUUCUGGCGUGUUCUCAUGGGUAUCGGUAUCGGUGGUGACUACCCCCUUUCAUCUAUCAUUACCUCUGAGUUUGCUACCACCAAGUGGCGCGGUGCCAUGAUGGGCUCCGUCUUCGCCAUGCAGGGUAUCGGUCAAUUCGCUGCUGGUAUCAUUGCUCUCAUCGUCACUGCCGGCUUCAAGGAGUCGCUCAUGACUGCCAAGAACCCUGCUGCUUGCGAUGGUGUCUGCCAACUUGCUGUUGACAAAAUGUGGCGUGUAAUCAUCGGUUUCGGUGCUGUUCCCGGAUGUGUUGCUCUCUACUACCGUCUUACCAUUCCUGAGACUCCUCGUUACACCUUCGAUGUCGCCCGUGACAUUGUCAAGGCCGACACUGACUCCAAGGCCUACCUCAACGGCAAGCACCACGGCAACCCCGAUGAGAUCACCCGUGCUACCACUCAAGCUGCUACUGCCGGUCAACUCGAGGUUCCCAAGGCUUCAUGGUCCGACUUCUGCCGCCACUACGGCCAGUGGAAGAACUUCAAGAUUCUCCUCGGUACUGCUGGUUCGUGGUUCUUCCUCGAUGUUGCUUUCUACGGUGUCUCGCUCAACAACUCGGUCAUUCUUUCUGCUAUCGGCUACAGUGGUGGUGCCAACAUGUACGAGACUUACUACAACACUGCUGUCGGUAACUUGAUCAUUGUCUGUGCUGGUGCCAUCCCUGGUUACUGGGUCACUGUUGCCCUCGUCGAUACCAUCGGUCGCAAGCCCAUCCAGCUUAUGGGCUUCACCCUCCUCACCAUCUUCUUCUGCAUCUUCGGUUUCGGUUACAACGUCAUUGGAACCAAGGGCAAGCUUGCUGUCUACGUUCUCUGCCAGUUCUUCUUCAACUUCGGUCCCAACGCUACCACCUUCAUCGUUCCCGGAGAGUGCUUCCCUACUCGCUAUCGUUCCACCUCCCACGGUCUCUCUGCCGCCUCUGGUAAGAUCGGUGCUAUCAUUGCUCAGGUCGUCAUUGGUCCUCUCCGUGUCCGCGGUGCCACCAAGACCAACGCCUCUCCUUGGCUCAACCACGUCCUCGAGAUCUUCGCUCUCUUCAUGUUGAUGGGUAUCUUCACCUCACUCCUCAUCCCCGAGACCAAGCGCAAGACCCUCGAGCAACUUGCCGGCGAGGUUCCCGGAACCCCCGAGUACGACGAGCACACCCACGGUGCCGUUGAGAGCAAGAACUCGGACGACUACUCUCAGACCAACAUGGCUGAGAAGUCUGCCGUUUAA